This is a messenger RNA of Plasmodium gallinaceum, 546 nucleotides long. Its product is annotated as V-type proton ATPase 21 kDa proteolipid subunit, putative. Gene Ontology annotation, molecular function: proton-transporting ATPase activity, rotational mechanism. NCBI's taxonomy places the organism in Eukaryota, Apicomplexa, Aconoidasida, Haemosporida, Plasmodiidae. The record is from RefSeq and is a predicted model, not a curated record. Bases 1 to 546 code for a protein of 181 amino acids. Gene Ontology annotation, cellular component: proton-transporting V-type ATPase, V0 domain. The transcript has 5 exons. Gene Ontology annotation, biological process: proton transmembrane transport.
AUGUAUAACUCUUGGUAUGAAAUAGUGCGAUCCAUUUCGCCAUAUAAUUGGGCAAUGCUUGGUAUAGCAUUUUCAUUAUUCCUUUCUAUUAUUGGAGCAGCAUGGGGAAUAUUUAUUUGUGGCACAAGUAUUAUGGGAGCUUCAGUUAAAUCCCCACGUAUCAUAUCGAAGAAUUUGAUUUCCAUUAUUUUCUGUGAAGCAUUAGGUAUGUAUGGGGUUAUUACAGCUGUCUUUUUACAGAUAAAAUUUGUUGGAAUAAAUAAAGAAGUUCAUCCCCCUUUAGUUUUAAUGAAUGAAAAGGAUCAAUUAAUUAUGAAUACUAUAGGAGGAGGAUGGGCAUUAUUAGCUAGUGGCCUUACGGCAGGAUUAUCUAAUCUCGUUUCAGGUAUUUCUGUAGGUAUUACUGGUAGUACAUGUGCUUUGGCAGAUGCACAAAAUUCUGACCUUUUUGUUAGAAUGUUAAUGGUUGAAAUAUGUGCUAGUGUUAUAGGAUUGUAUGGAUUAAUUGUAGCCAUUGUGUCUAUUGGUGAUGUUCAAUUCACAUAA